AUGUGGGCCUUUUUAUGUACAGACACAGAUGAAGAGAAUCGUAGUCUCAGGGAAAAGUUGGAUGUAAUCCAGGGCUACUGUCUAACAGUACAGAACAUACUAGAUCACCUGGCCUCACUUGGAGAGAGGGUUAAAAACACAUUUAACUGGUCUGUGCCAUGGUUGACCACCUUUGCUGUGAUAGUGCUGUUUAUAGCAACCAUCAUUCUUUACUACAUUCCACUGAGGCUGAUUAUUCUGGCCUGGGGUAUUAACAAGUUCACAAAGAAGUUACGGAAACCAAAUGCCAUUCCAAAUAAUGAACUAUUAGAUUUUCUGUCCAGAGUUCCCAAUGACAUAGAAUUGAUGGAGUUUAGAGAAUUUCCCUUGGAGAACUCCGAAAGUCCUCAACACACGAGUGGCAGAAAGAAGAGGGAAUGAAAGGCUCAGACGGAUAUUUUUGCUUCCGAAAAAAUGGUCCUUGGCUUCAUAUUUUUUGGUGUCUUCUGCUUCAUUACACAAAUUUAAUUGACAUUGAGCUAACUUAAUUGUCACAUUGCACUUGUUUGUGCUAUUUGGUGGAUUUUGAAACUUUUAGAAAUCAUAUGACAAUGGACUUACUCCAUUGGUAUGUAGUGUAUUUUCUAUGCAAUUAAUAAUUCCUUGUGCAUCAUGAUCUUUUGUGAUAUAUUUAUAGAUAUGGUGUUGAAAUUUUAUUAAUUCAUUUUUUUAGAAUAAUCAGUUGAGCACUGGUCAAAGCAGGCUUUGGAGUGUGAUUUAUCUGACCUUUGGGUUAGAGGUGCAUUUGAGUAUAGAUAACCUUGUUGUCUUCACACAAGGUGAAACUGCAAUGGAACUGAUAUUAUUUGUUUCAAAUUACAUUUUUUUACAUACAACUGCAAUUUUUCUUGUGUGCACAAGCCAUUAAUAACUUAUGAGGCAUAUAUCUCAAGGUUUUGGUAAGAGUUUUUUUUUUUUUUUUU
Molecule: messenger RNA, 962 nt
Organism: Lingula anatina
Lineage: Eukaryota; Metazoa; Brachiopoda; Lingulata; Lingulida; Lingulidae
Product: multiple C2 and transmembrane domain-containing protein 1
Biological process (GO): regulation of neurotransmitter secretion
Cellular component (GO): synaptic vesicle membrane
Molecular function (GO): calcium ion binding
Source: RefSeq, a predicted model, not a curated record